CUCAUCAUAGUAUACAAAGUACAUCACAUUAAAAGUGACAUAGCAUAUAUUAUAUAUGGUUUUGGUACUGUUUGAAAGCACGUAUUUAUUUAAAAUUAAUAAUAAUGUGUUUAACUUCAGUUGUGUUAACUGUCGGUUUGACUAUUGUAUUUGCAAAGUCAUGUUAUUCAAAUUUUAAUCAUGCAGAUCCUCACUUUGUUUCUGGACAAGUGCCAUCUAUGACACGAGAAGAUCAAUUUUAUUCUUCUAACAUGCCACUUCCAUCGAUGGCAGGAAAUCAAAAUUUUUAUCCAAUUCCACAACAACCAAUGAUGCCAGGAUUCCAACCUUUUUUUCCGUUUAAUCCCAUUAACCAACAACAAUUAUCCCUAUUAUUGAUGUCAACGUACGCUAGAAUGAUUUCAUUACUUCAACUCAUGAGCAUGCAAAAUAGAUAUCAACCUUAUAAUCAAUACAGUGCUUUAAACAAUUUUGUCCAAUCUCCAGUUCCAUUGCCUUAUGUUCAACCACCUCAAGUAGAAAAACAAAAAAGUUUAGAACAUGAAUUGUUGCAACAACAAAUACAACAAGCAGAAGAACAGCAUAGAGCAAUUUUAGAAGAACAAAGAAUACAACGUGAAUAUGAUAUGGAAAUCCAAAAACACGAAGAACUUAUAAGACAAUUGGAGGAAGAAGAAAAUAAUCAAAAAGAAAUAGAACAUCAAUUACUUAAUGAAAUUGAAGAAGAAAAGAAAAAAAAAGAAGCUGAACAAAAAAUUCUAGAAGAAGAACAAAAAGAAAGAAAAAGAAAAGAAAAUGAUUUUAAAUCACUCAGAGAAGAAGAAUUAAAAUUGCAAAAUAAUGAAGAAAAAAAAAUAAAACAAAUUAAAGGAAUGAAACCAAAAAUUAAAGUACCGCAAAAACCGAAUAGAAAACCACGUAAAUCAAUAAGUUAAAUAAGAUACUAUUUUUAAACUAUAGUCAAAAUACAAUAAGAAUAAUUUAACCAAUUAAAU
Messenger RNA from Melanaphis sacchari, 995 nucleotides. Its product is annotated as histone-lysine N-methyltransferase, H3 lysine-79 specific-like. The coding region runs from base 105 to 935 and encodes 276 amino acids. Lineage: Eukaryota; Metazoa; Arthropoda; Insecta; Hemiptera; Aphididae. The record is from RefSeq and is a predicted model, not a curated record. The transcript has 4 exons.